This is a messenger RNA of Aspergillus affinis, 1368 nucleotides long. RefSeq lists its product as uncharacterized. Gene Ontology annotation, molecular function: proteasome binding. The record is from RefSeq and is a predicted model, not a curated record. Gene Ontology annotation, biological process: proteasome assembly. Lineage: Eukaryota; Fungi; Ascomycota; Eurotiomycetes; Eurotiales; Aspergillaceae. The transcript has 2 exons. The coding region runs from base 1 to 1368 and encodes 455 amino acids.
AUGCCGCCUUCUAGCGGGCAUCUGCUGCUCCCCAAGGUCUGGAGAGCAGCGAGGUUUGCCUACGAGAAGGCUUGGAAAACCAUAAAAACCAAAUUUCCAGAGCCUGUCCAACAAAACUCCCUUCGGGUUCAGCCAGCAUAUGUUCGGAUUAAUCCUCGGCAGCCCAUCAGUCGAGCUGCUGCGAUCCGACAAGCCCGGAGCCGCCACUUUUCCACUCGUGCCACCGACUCCUUCCUCUCUUAUAUCCGGACCGGACUACAAGGUGGCAAGGCUACCCCACAGGCGUCGCGGGUUGCCUCCAACAUCAGUCGUCUCACAAGCCGGGCACCAUUUGCGUCGGCUCUCCGCCCAAAUUUGACCGGUGGUACACUUUGCCGUACAGCGGGUGGUUAUGCUAUUGGUGCUGGCCGUAUUGGGGGCGCAAGGUACUUCUCGCAUGGCCCCGCUGCACCAGCCCAGGUCAUUAACAAUGUGUCCGUGGGAAUGCGAGCGUUCUUUCUUUCAGGGCAGAAGGUCCGGUUCGACGGCAUUGAUUCCGUCAGCGGAAACAAGAAAUACAAGGCUGUGACUAUGCUUCAGGACCAAGCUGAGCAGAAGAUGAUGGCUAUCCCUCAUACUGCUCCUGGCUCGUUCAUUGACUUCCAGCUCACUCCUACUAUCACGGCCUUCGGCCUGCAGAAGAAGUUUGAUCCCAAUGGUGCCUUCCAGUCCGAGACGCUCAACUCGGAUGGUCUUCUGGAUCUCCUCUCGGCCGACUUUGCGCGUGCCCUCAAGGAUUUGGCCGCCGUGCUGAAUGAUCUCAAGCGCCUAUCCUCCUUGGGUGAUUUUCCUAUCUUGCUUCACGAUCAGUCGACAAUCCGUGUGCGGUUCCCUGGUUGCGAUGCCGAAACUGUGGAGCGGCUCUGCGACGAGGUCGGAGUUCAGCGAGGCAAGAUUGCUCAAGAUGAAGAUUUCAAUGCUCUCACAGGCGCUGAUGUGGCUCUGCAUUUCCCUUUUGCUCCCAGUGCGCCUUCUUCGGAUAUUGGGGAAUACUUUUACUACCAGAAGGAUGCCUCGGAGCUACGAAAGCCCGAAAAGGUUGACUGGCAGGCCAUGAUGUCUCCGGAGAACAAAGCCAAAUCUUCGACCAGCCGUCUGGAACAGUCAGGGAACAAGAUCAGCUUCGAGGACAUUACACUAUUUGCUGAAAAUCCGUGGAUCUCAUCAUCUUCGGGAUAUUCCAGCAUCAAUGUUAGUGAACUCGGCGAUCGUGCCCUUUUCCCCGAAGUCUCAAGCGCCAGUUUCCCGGCGAGCUCUUCCGGAUACGAUGGAGUCGAAGGGAUCCACAAAUUUCUAGCUGAGUGCGAUUAUGCAGCGCGAUACAAUUAG